GGUAUAACUAUAGACAAAGUUGUACUCGAUUUCUCUAUCGGCAGGAAGGAUCUGGCGCUUUUCUACAUCGCCGCAUCGCGUGUAAAGAGGUUAGAGGAUGUAUUGUUUAAGAGAGCCUUCGACUUUAAUCGGCUAACCGGUACUAGCGGCGAAGGAGCCGUUAUACGCGCGGCGGAUUACUCUCUUCGCCAGGCCCAAGUCCUCGCGCGAUUGCGUUAG
Molecule: messenger RNA, 219 nt
Organism: Zymoseptoria tritici IPO323
Lineage: Eukaryota; Fungi; Ascomycota; Dothideomycetes; Mycosphaerellales; Mycosphaerellaceae
Exons: 1
Source: RefSeq, a predicted model, not a curated record